CUGUCAGAAAAGUCAAAACAGGAAUGGUUUCUUGGAGUGCUUUGGGCCGAUCUUUCGGCAUUAAUUUAUUAAAAACUAAUAUCAAAUUACCUAAUUCUAUACACAAUGUGACUUUUUCUACUAGCAAGGCCAUGAGCGCCGGCCAUGGACACAAAACAAUGGCUUUACAACCCUCCAGAUGGCAAUGGCACAAAUUCAAGGAUAUGUUCCAUUACUACGCCAUGGUAGGCUUAAUCCCAGUGGGGCUUAUUAUAUUCUACACCAACGUGUUCAUUGGGCCUGCUCAACUGGCCCCAAUUCCAGAGGACUACAACCCGAAGCACUGGGAGUAUCAUCGCCAUCCAAUAACUCGUUUUAUCGCCCGCUAUAUUCAUACCAAUCCACAGCAGGAGUAUGAAAAAUUCAUGCACUUCAUUGAUGAAGAAGCCCAAAGGGGUAAACUAAGAGCUCUGGAGAAGGCAAUUAUAGAAAAGAUGGGAGAACGCAGCGACUAUCAAGCAUAUUAUUAUCGACCAAUGGUUAACAAAUACCUCCGUUUGGAUAAGAAGGCCGGCGAUGAACUUUAUAAUCGCCUUGGUGAGAAUUUAGAUGAAUAAAAAAAAUUAUUGCGUUUUUAUAAACACUGUUAGUAUAUUUUUAGUAAUCAAGCAUAUUGUUACAUUAAUUCAAUGUGGAUAAAUAAUCUUUUGAUUGUUGCUUGAAAAUAGAUUUAUUUGAAGUAUUUCAUGUAAUCAUACCCUGAUAAAUGCAACAGGAAAAUAAAAUUAUUCUAC
Molecule: messenger RNA, 773 nt
Organism: Chilo suppressalis (striped riceborer)
Lineage: Eukaryota; Metazoa; Arthropoda; Insecta; Lepidoptera; Crambidae
Source: the annotation of a GenBank genome assembly